This is a messenger RNA of Anopheles merus, 621 nucleotides long. RefSeq names its product tRNA-specific adenosine deaminase 2. Gene Ontology annotation, cellular component: cytoplasm; nucleus. Gene Ontology annotation, molecular function: tRNA-specific adenosine-34 deaminase activity. The transcript has a single exon. The record is from RefSeq and is a predicted model, not a curated record. Lineage: Eukaryota; Metazoa; Arthropoda; Insecta; Diptera; Culicidae. Bases 1 to 504 code for a protein of 167 amino acids. Gene Ontology annotation, biological process: tRNA wobble adenosine to inosine editing.
AUGGAACGCUUUAUGGAGGACGCCCUGCAGCAGGCUCGCAUCGCAAACGACCUCAAGGAGGUUCCGGUGGGCUGUGUGUUUGUGCGUACGGACGGCCAAACCGAAACGAUCAUUGCGCGCGGCUGCAAUUUGGUGAACGAAACGAAAAACGCCACCCGGCACGUGGAGUUCAUCUGCAUCGAUCAGGCGCUGGAGUAUGCGCGGCAGCAGAACGUGACGCCGCCGGAAGCAAUCUUCAGCACGGUGACCGUCGUCGUGACGGUCGAACCGUGCAUCAUGUGUGCGGCGGCACUGAUCGAGCUGGGCGUGAAGGAAAUCAUCUACGGCUGUCGGAACGAUCGGUUUGGCGGCUGCACCGUGCUCGAUGUGCCCGGUUUGCUAAGCGCCACCGUCCCGAUACGGGGCGGCGUCCGUGACGCGGAAGCGAUGGAGCUGCUGAAGGAGUUUUACAAAGGCGAAAACCCGUCGGCACCGGUUCCAAAGCCAAGGGCUAAAAAGGCGUGACAACGAACGCUCCUGUAAGAAAACUGUAAGCAAAGCAUUAGGAUUAAGUUUUAGAAUUAUAUUUGCUUCAAGAGUGUGAAAUCACAAAGAAUUUGUAUUAAAUGAAAUAAUACUAAA